This is a messenger RNA of Carassius auratus (goldfish), 2106 nucleotides long. RefSeq lists its product as uncharacterized. The coding region runs from base 1111 to 1983 and encodes 290 amino acids. Gene Ontology annotation, molecular function: nucleic acid binding. The transcript has 2 exons. Lineage: Eukaryota; Metazoa; Chordata; Actinopteri; Cypriniformes; Cyprinidae. The record is from RefSeq and is a predicted model, not a curated record.
AGUUUUUCUCAAUCGCUUUGGUGCAUUUCUUAGAUCAAAAGUGCAAUUCUUGAUACUACUUGUACAAAUUCCAAAUCAUCUAGUCACUUGUGCACAUCAUUAAAGCAAUUUCUUAUUCCUUUGAACAAAUUGCAAUUGCUUUUGUACAUAUUGCAAUUGAUAAUGUACAAGUGUCAGCUUUUUUCCACAUUUUCAAUUGCUCAUGUCAUGUUGAUCAAAAUGUAGUAAAUGGUUCUCUGUUGAAUAGUCUUACCCCUCAAAAUAUCUAGGCAUUAGUUCUUUGCAUAAGCCAUUACAUGCAAAAUUGUUGAACUAUUUGUCAUAAACUGUCAGGCAUAGUUUUACACAUUUUUUUUAUUAGACUUUUUGUACAAAGAUGUGAAUUGAUGAAUCGUGCAGGUGAAAUUGACCCUCACUCAAGGAAUGUAAAGUGUUAGUUCAACCAACAAUCAACCAGUUGUCUAAAUUGCUCAAAGGUGCAUCUCAUGAACAAUCAAUUGGGAAGCAUAUAUAGACAGACCACAACACAGAGUUGCAACUUUCCAACAAUGGAUGGACCAGGAAACGAACAGGGUCAACAGCCAGGAGGAAGAAGAGGAGCAAGGAUGCGUGGUGGAAGGCAAAACAGAGGAUGAGGCAGAAGAGGACAUAGGCGCAUAUCUGAUGACAUAAGGGCCACUAUUGUAGACCAUGUUGUCAAUCAUGGCCUUACUAUGGCUGAGGCGGGUCGAAGGGUGCAGCCGAACAUUGGGAGAUCAACCGUGUCCUCAAUAGUUCAAAUGUUUCGAAGAGAGAACCGGUAUGUCCACCAAUGUACAGUGCACUGUUACUGUAUAUAAGCAGUAUACUGUAUACUUCCUAUAAUGCUUCCUAUUACAGUAGUCCACUUGUAUUUCACAGCAUACAUAAAUAUACUCUAUACAGAUAGAUACUGCACUUUACAUCCACCCAACUGUAUGUUUUACAGUAAAAUGUGUUUGCAUAAUUUUUGUCUAUGUGAAAGUGUGCAAUGCAUCACUGCAUUUGUCCCCACAUAGGACAGCAAAAUUACCACAAACCGGUGGCAGAGGACGCCUUUUCACACCUCAACAGGAAGAGGCUAUAUGCACCAUGGUCCGAGCAAACAAUGCUAUGAGACUCAGGGAAAUACAAAGGACCAUUAUAGAAGACAACGAUGUCUUUGAAAACAUCCGUACUGUUAGCAUCUCAACCAUUGACAGGGUGCUGCAUAGAAACCAGAUGAGUAUGAAACAGCUGUACCGUGUACCAUUCCAAAGGAAUGAGGACCGAGUUAAGGAGAUACGGUACCAGUAUGUACAGCGUAUAAUGGAGUUGGAAUCAAGUGAACCCUCUCACAACUUUGUAUACAUGGAUGAGGCUGGCUUCAACCUGACCAAAUGCAGAAGGCGGGGUAGGAAUGUCAUCGGUCAGAGAGCUACUGUGGAUUUGCCAGGCCAAAGGGGAGGAAAUAUCACCAUGUGUGCUGCUAUUUCAGAGCAUGGCGUCCUAACCCAUAUCCCCCUUAUAGGACCAUACAACACCCAGCAUCUACUCAACUUUUUAGAGACUCUCUACAGGGCUCUCAUCCCUGAUGAUGAGAGGGGUCUGUUUAGAGAGGAUUUGCCAAAGUAUGUUGUCAUUUGUGAUAAUGUGAGUUUCCAUCGAUCAAACAUCAUAAGGCAAUGGUUUGUGACCCACCCGAGGAUGCUCAUAGAAUUCCUUCCACCUUAUUCUCCAUUCCUUAACCCAAUUGAGGAGUUCUUUUCAGCAUGGAGGUGGAAGGUGUAUGAUCAUCAGCCACACACACAGAUGACCCUGCUGGCUGCAAUGGAUGCAGCAUGUGAGGACAUCACAGUAGUUGCCUGCAGAGGAUGGAUAAGGCAUUCCAAAAGAUUCUUUCCACGUUGCAUUGGAAGGGAAAAUAUCCGGUGUGAUGUGGAUGAGAAUAUGUGGGCCGACAGACAGGAACGUCUGGAUGUGUAGAGACAGCACUAGAAACAGUGCUGCAGGCAAAGUUGUGCCUUAGGGGUGUUUCCUGUGUUUUAGUUUUUAUUUUACUUUGUGCCCCUUGUCUUUUUCUUACUGUAAAUUAUUUUGUUGUUUUCU